Molecule: messenger RNA, 891 nt
Organism: Drosophila simulans
Lineage: Eukaryota; Metazoa; Arthropoda; Insecta; Diptera; Drosophilidae
Product: transmembrane protein 223
Exons: 2
Coding region: 130-825 (231 amino acids)
Biological process (GO): nervous system development
Cellular component (GO): mitochondrion
Source: RefSeq, a predicted model, not a curated record
UUCGGCUUUGUUGUACUAGUUCCAGUUCCGGAGCUAGUGAACCAAUAGCCAGCGGAACAAAAUAAAAACAUCUGUAGAUUAUAGGUUAAUUUGUUUUAUAAUAACAAAUGCGGGAAGUAUUCAAUUAAGAUGAGCAAUUUGCUGAAUUUCGCCCUGCGGCAGGGCGUCAACUCCAUUAAGCGCCUUAGCCUCCAGAGUUUCAGACUGGCAGCUCCGGCCAUUGUAACUAAAACGCCGGUCAGUUCCACGAUAAAGAGGUUCUCCUCCCAAGCCGCCCCCUUCGAUGUGAACACCAGUGUCCCCAAGGACAUAAUACUUUUUAAGUAUGAGAACCCCCGAUUCUACCAGAUGCUUAACUUUUUCGGGGUCUGUCAGUUUGUUUUCUGGACAUAUCUCUCGCACUUCGCCUUCACGACACUUAAGGAUGCUCCAGUGGUGGAAAAACCCGGAGAGGAGCUGAAGUGGUUCCAGCGCAUAAAUCUGGGCGAUAAUAAGUACAGAAAUGGCAUCACAGCCUGUAGCUUUCUGAUAGGAUAUGGCAUACUGUUUGCUGUCUGGAUGUUUACUCUGCGAUCGGUGCGUUUUCUUAUCUUGAGAAAGGGUGGUCAGAGCGUUUCCUUUGUGACCUACGGUCCCUUCAACCGCAAUCGCAUUAUGACCGUGCCAUUGAAGUGCGUCUCCGCCGAGGAAUCACGGAACAUGGCCAGGGUGCAGCUACCCAUUAAGGUGAAGGGCAAGACACUGUACUAUGUCCUGGAUAUGCGUGGCGAGUUUCGGAAUGCCGAGUUAUUCGAUUACACGGCGGGCCUCAAGCGCCGCAUUUAAAGGCCAAGUUUUGUUGUUUCGUAGCUUAUUAUUUGUAAAUAAAGGUGUACACUAAUUAAAAGUAAA